CGAGGGCGAUAAGGCAUGUCCGUCGGUGGAAGGGCGUCGGUGCCGUCGGGUCUUGAGGUGUUGCCACGCUCAGUACAGUGCUUGUCGCUCUCGUUCGCGCCCGAUUGCCAUCUUCGCGGGCGGGCCUUUCUAUGCGGCGCGGUGUGUUACUUCCUGGGCGACGGCGCGCGUGCCUGCGUGCUCGGAGAUGAGUCGCGCGUUCCGGCUGCAAAGGGACACACUCGCCACCUGCUGGCUCGGAAGAUGGCGACUCGACGCAAAAUGUCGAUGAGCAGCCUGCUGGGCGACGUGCGCAAGAAGGUCGGCCGCAAGAUGACCAUUCACGACCCGUCGUCCGUGGCGUCGCUGGUCGGCUCCCUCACGCACCUGCGGGUGCUCGAGGAGGACGCCCGUCGAGGCCGCGCCAGCUCCGAGCCUCCCGCUACGGUGCCAGAUACCCACAGCGACUGCUCCUCCGACGAGAAGGAGUUGGAGGACGACACCGCGAUGGAGCCAGAGCAUGAGGAGGACGACGACAGCGAUGACGAUGAAUUCUACAUCGCUUACUUGAUGGAGAUGCAGGAGGGAGACGGCUCGUUCAUGAACGGUACGUACGCAACGGAAGCAGGUGGCGCUGCUAUCAUGGUAAGUGUUGCUGCUGCCUGAUGCCAUCCUGCCCAUAAUCAUGUGGAAAAGGGAAGUAAGGAAAAUGGCAGGAAGGAAAGUAGGGAGAUAUGUAUCGACAACAGCAAACUUAGGCCUAC
This is a messenger RNA of Penaeus vannamei (Pacific white shrimp), 743 nucleotides long. The record is from RefSeq and is a predicted model, not a curated record. NCBI's taxonomy places the organism in Eukaryota, Metazoa, Arthropoda, Malacostraca, Decapoda, Penaeidae.